AGUAGAGAGUGUUUAAAAUUUAUUAAGUUUCAGGUUUGGAAGUGAUAGUUUCGUGAUGUCGCUCUUGGUACCCGUUGCUGGGUUCUGCGACGUAAUUGAUAAUCCUAAGCUUUCCUUUCGCAUCGUAAAAACCAUAUCGCCCCUUGACGCUUCCAUCCCGCAGACGCUCCUCCAACCUGUAUUGUCGAUUUUUCCUAUAAUAGUAACAAUCCAUUGUUAUUUCGAUCAUAAUUACACCCAUUAGUUCACCACAAAUACUUGAAUUGAUAAUCGCCGCCAAGUAGAUGUCUCGAUUACGCAUAAUCAAUUUGCAUUUAUGGAUGUUGAUUUAAAAGUUCAUUUACAUUUCUAUUUCUAGAAAUUGCUUAGUCAAAACGUCUCAACGGAGGAUAUUUACCCGUGUCCAGUAUCGAAGCCGAAGAUAUACGUUCCUGGUCCCCGAUGAUUUCUUAUUUGAAAAUCUACUCGGCUUCCGUCCGAUGAUUGUUCCGUCGCUCUCUUGGAUAUCAUAGCGGGAUGAAGUAUCGAGGUAUUAUUGAGAUGUAGCGAUAUGGUUUCUUCGUUCACAUUACGAUUAUCGUGUAUUGGUAACAUGGUUGCGAGAAUAGAAAGUUCCAAGAGAAGCUGCAAAGAAAAGCACAAAGAAUUCAAGACAUCGACUUUGCGGUCAUAUAGUUACUCGACGGAAUCUGUCGUAUAAUACCAUUCGAUCGCUUUCACAUCUUCACGGUCCAUUGCUCUUCCUCUGAUCAAUAUUUCUAUCUAUCGCACGGUUCUCAUCGAGAUAAAAAAUAUGACAAUGACCGAAUAGUUAUUCUCUGUCGAAAGCGAACUUCUCGUAGUAAAAAUAAGAUAUGUACUUACGAUAAUUACGAACAGUACUCACAAAGCACUUGAUGUACAUCGUAUCUAACUCGGCGAACAGUUCCAGAUGAACUGAUCACUUUCAAGCAGAUUCAAGCUUGUGUGUUGUGUCUCCGCAAAACUCUCACUUUCUCCGUGAUUGAGUUUUUUCUGUCUCUCCCUCUCUGUUUCUUCCUUUUUAUUUCAACGAUUCGAUAUUGUUACCUUUAACAAAAAAACCCGCGACAAUAUGAUGGAGAAUACAAUCAGUAAUUAAAGGAAUUGCAUAAGCAAAGUAGUCGAGCGUGUUUCCGUUCAGAGACAUGGAACAAUAUCGUUGUUUUGUAACAACUAUUCAGCCGUCAACUUGUCUCGCCCGUGAUAUGAGCAUUUUUGGUGUGGUGAUUUAUAAGCGCGUGUGGAUAAAAAUGAAGAACGCUAUUCGGAAGGAAUCAAUCCACGCAAGAUGGCUAAGGUAAUUUCCAUUGUGCUGUGCUGCGUUUGCUUGCUGCUGCUAGAGUCUGCAAAUUCGUUGAGAUGUAAAACAGGCGUCCAGCAAGCGGACGAUCAAUUCCGCAAAGUUGUGCAGAUCUGCAAGAAACGACACAAUGGUAACAACGACGAUUCUUCGUCAGGUGAAGAUGACGAGGACGACUCGGAUUUAUUGAACAAAUUCUUCAUGAAAGGCGGUGACACCUCCCACACGCAAACUUCGAACCAACAGAAAGGUGGUAGCGAUGUACGUCAUCCCCUCAAUCAGACGAAUGGAAACUGGAGAAGUCCUCAACACCCUAAUCACGGUAAUAGUAAUAAUAAUAAUAAUAAUAAUCAUCGCGAUUUUGGAUAUCCUGAGGGAAACGCCAGAGGUGGUUCAGGCUUCGAUCAAAUGAACAGCAGCUUCGGAAACUCCAAUAAGGACCAAGAACGAACUUGCAUCAUCCAGUGUUUCUUCAACGAAUUGAACGCGGUGGAUCAGAGAGGAUUCCCCGCGCAGGAAUUGGUUAUUAAUCUGAUGACACACAACAUACAAAAUCCAGAGUUGCAAGAUUUUAUGGAGGAAGCAAUCAUAGAGUGUUUUCACUUCCUCAGUGCAGACAUGAGGCAGGACAAGUGUUAUUUCUCACAGAAUCUCUUGUCUUGUUUGGCCGACAAAGGAAAAGAAAGAUGCGAGGAUUGGAAUCAUUAAUAACACUAUGUGCAGACUCAUAAUCAAUUAGCUAAUUAUCUCCAUAGAAAAAGGACAAAGAAGAAAUUCUUGUAAAAAUGUGAUCUAAAAGAAUAUUAUAUGAAACUUAUAAAGCAUCUUUUUGAGC
This is a messenger RNA of Odontomachus brunneus, 2156 nucleotides long. It is a transcript of the gene Obp59a, whose product is annotated as general odorant-binding protein 71. The coding region runs from base 1310 to 2029 and encodes 239 amino acids. The record is from RefSeq and is a predicted model, not a curated record. NCBI's taxonomy places the organism in Eukaryota, Metazoa, Arthropoda, Insecta, Hymenoptera, Formicidae. The transcript has 6 exons. Gene Ontology annotation, molecular function: odorant binding.